AUGACAGGAUAAGCUGUGGGAAUGGGAUGAUAUGGGGGAUCAGAGACAUAAAACACUGCCUGCCACACAAUGAGUGGGAUGGAAGGAGUACCAGGCAAGUCAUUGUUCUAGUGGGCUGGCCCUGCUGCAAGUUGUUCUCAGGUCCUGUCCCCUCAGAGCCAAAUAGGUAGCGACAUGGAGUAGAGGCCAGAGAUAGAAGAUAUCACACAAUUCUAAGGACUCUCUAUAGAGACUUUGGUAGGUGAAAUAUCAAGUGUAGGACCUAACGCCAUCUUUAGGUAGAAUGAACAAUUACAUAUAUAGACAGAUUUGUGUCAUUGUGUUGCAUAUUCGUUUCUCAACAAAAGAAACUACUUUGUCUCAUUUAGAACAUGACCCAAAGUUGUAAUUUUGGAAAGUCACAUCCUCUGUGAGAUCUUCUAAUUUUUCUGGUACUUCUAAUGUGGAAUUGCUCUGGUCCUCUUCAUUCAUUUGAGUUUAAGUUCUGUACUGUAAGUUGACACAGCAUCUGAUUGCUUCACCAUCCAGAUAAUGGGAUUGUUAGAGCAUACACACAUUAGGACAUAUUUUGAUAUAAAUGGCUUUCAACUUCUUCAUAUUACAGUUUGAGGUAUUAUAUUGAUUUUUAAAUGUUUUUGUGAAGCUAAGUUGCAUAUCUGAAUUGAAAAAAAAAAUGAAAUGAAUUUUACUUCCAGACAGUAAAAGAGGUGUUAACAAAAUAUUUAAAAAGGGAACCUGGGGUCUAAUGGAUGAGAGUGCCUGCCCUCUUUCAGCCCACCACUGAUAUAUAUGGGCCUUGCAUAGCUGGGUUGGGGUGAGUGUUGCCAGCAGGCCCAGCCAGGGAACCCACUCCUGCUUUUCUCAAGCAGUCCAGCUACUCUAGCUCCUCUGAGAUGCCCCUGAUCCCUCAAGAAGCUGGUGAGGUUGCUACUCUGAACAGCAGAGGGCGUCUGGGCCCCUCUGUCCACAGUUCAAUACCACCUGAGAGGCCCUGUGACCCUCUUUCAUGGGGUGCCAGGGGAGGGUCCAUGCUCCAAAAACUUCAUGCAAAACAGAAUCACAUAGACCUGCUAUGUGCAAGCCCUCUGGGGUUUAGGUGUUGAACAGGCUGGGUGUUCAGGAGGAAGCUACAAAAACAAGUUAGCCAUCAAGUGAAUGGGAAACAUGCCCACAGUUCCCAGUUAACGUCAUCAUAGAGGUGCUAAAGGAGGUGGAGUUGAGUUGAGGCUUGUAGGACAGCAAGAUUCCAAAUGAAAGAUAUGAGAACACUCUAGAAGAGCAGGCCACAAUAGCAGGGGCACAGAGGUGGAGAGUAGCCAGUACACUUUUCACCCCCAGAAUUGCCCCAAAGCCAAGUAAAUGGUCCUACAGGGUAUAGACAACUCAGAGAUGCCUGUUGUCACUUAGUCAGGGGGCAAGAGGCCAGAGCUGAAGGUCUUCACCAAAACCUCUGGGAAUCCCAGGUCUUAGACCAGAGAUCAUCCUCAGAAACACUGUCUCCUUCCAAGCAAAGUGGUGCAUGCUUGUAAUCCUGGGGGCUUGAGGGAGGGAGGUUCAAGGCAGGAGGAUCACAAGUUCAAAGCCAGCCUUAGCAACUUAGUGAGGCCCUAAGCAAUUUAGUAAGACCCUAACUCAAAAUAAAAAAAUAAACACAGCUGGUGAUGUGGCUCAGUGAUUAAGCACCCCUAGGUUCAGUCCUUAGGACCAAAAAAAGAAAAAGAAACACUGUCUCCCUAAGCCUAUAGGGCCUGGACUGGCCUGGCCUAGCCAGAGCCUAAACUGGACCUGCAGAAGAGAUUCUCAGAUAAGGGGCAACAGGAACCCUUAGCUGAUACCUAUAAUGGUGAAAGCUUUGAGCUACUCUGCUCUGGGGAGACACAGUGAGUAGUCACAUGAGAUGGAUGGACCCCAAGAUGUUACAUGUGGAUAUGAAGGUCACCAGGAAUGUAACUGGAAUCUGCUUGGGGCCCUCAUCCUCUUCUAGCCCAGUCAGGGGCUGCCAAGUUUGGGCCUGUUCUCUGCUGCUCUCCUUAUUUGGACCGCCAGGUGAUAAGGCUGGGACAUAAAGGGGGUCUGGCAGCAAGAGGGAGCAGCAAUUCGUGUCAGAGAAGAUGGCCAGCAGGAAGACUGGGAUCCGGGGAAAGGCUGCAGCCACCAAGCAGACUCAGCGUGGAUCUUCCAAUGUCUUUUCCAUGUUUGAACAAGCCCAGAUCCAGGAGUUCAAGGAAGCAUUCAGCUGCAUUGACCAGAACAGAGAUGGCAUUAUCUGCAAGUCAGACCUGAGAGAGACCUACUCCCAGCUUGGCAAGGUGAGCGUCCCAGAGGAGGAACUGGAUGCUAUGCUGCAGGAGGGGAAGGGUCCCAUCAACUUCACGGUCUUCCUCACACUCUUUGGGGAGAAACUCAAUGGGACAGACCCCGAGGAAGCCAUCCUGAGUGCCUUCCGUAUGUUUGACCCCAGCGGCCAAGGGGUAGUGAACAAGGAUGAGUUCAAGCAGCUCCUCCUGACCCAGGCAGACAAGUUCUCUCCAGCUGAGGUGGAGCAGAUGUUUGCCCUGACACCCAUGGACCUGGCAGGCAACAUCGACUACAAGUCCCUGUGCUACAUCAUCACUCAUGGGGACGAAAAAGAGGAGUAAGGGGCAGGCCUGGGGUACCACAAUAAACUCUGUUUCUGAAUGAAAA
Molecule: messenger RNA, 2685 nt
Organism: Ictidomys tridecemlineatus (thirteen-lined ground squirrel)
Lineage: Eukaryota; Metazoa; Chordata; Mammalia; Rodentia; Sciuridae
Source: RefSeq, a predicted model, not a curated record